This is a messenger RNA of Desarmillaria tabescens, 618 nucleotides long. RefSeq lists its product as uncharacterized. The annotation marks the transcript as partial. The record is from RefSeq and is a predicted model, not a curated record. The transcript is spliced from 2 exons. Lineage: Eukaryota; Fungi; Basidiomycota; Agaricomycetes; Agaricales; Physalacriaceae.
AUGAAGAGCUUAGGGAAUGAUCCAUUUGACUACGAAAAGAAAUUCCCAGAAGAUAAGCAGUACGAUGAGCUGGGGUCAGCAGCCAGGGUGUGGAGAACAUACCUCGAAGAAUGUGCUGCAUCUGAUGGCGAGAUGGCGGAAGGGUGGAGAGACAGGCUAGAUGUUCUCCUCGUCUUUGCUGGUCUUUUCUCAGCAGUUGUCACAACAUUUGUCGCUCAGACAUCACAGAGCCUCCAGGUUGACUACGGUGAGGUCACUACUUCACUUUUAAUCGAGCUCAUCAAUGUCCAACGCUCGGCAUCGAACGGUUCCCUCGUAAAUGACGUCCCCCGUUCAGACCUCGCUUUUCGUCCCUCAGCAUCCGACUCGUGGGUCAAUGGCCUGUGGUUCACCAGUCUCUCGCUGAGUCUCACGACUGCCCUAUUCGCUGUUCUGACAAAGCAGUGGAUCCACCAGUACCUGUCUGUACCAUCGGGAACACUGCGCGACAGAUGCCAUGUACGUCAAUUCCGUUACAUGGGUCUGGAGCAAUGGCGUGUGGAUUUCAUCAUUGGACUCCUUCCUGUCCUGAUGAGCGCAUCGCUAGCUGUAUUCCUUGUGGGACUGGUUCUUUUUAUC